AUGUCCGUAACCAACAGUCAAUACGGGUUCAUCACCACAGCUCGUGCAUCAACCAGGUAUGGCACGUCAAAGACUGAUUGCAAACAUGAAGUGGUUAUGGCAAUCAAUAAAUCAAAGUCAGAGCAAAUGGAUGUGGGAAUUGCCAUUCUCGAUUUUGGUACAUAUGAGUUAACUUUGAUGGAAUUUUGUGAUACUCUGUUAUUUGUUCGAACUGUGCACCAGAUCGACACAUACCAACCUACCAUUGUUAUUGCACCGGAGGGGCCAAGCAUGCAAUUCGAAAAAUUGAGGUACAUCCUUGCAUCCAACCUUGACAAAAUCGUAGAACAGAGGUUGGCAAAGGCCAGGCGGUUUGAUGCAUCCAAUGGAAUGGAAUAUCUCAAGAGUCAUCUGCACUUGCAAAAUUCCGAACUAUUUGAACUGAUUACUGAUCGCAAGUUAUCAAUUGGCGCAGCUAGUGCUUUAUUUACAAGCUGUUUGGAUUCAAAGUUACUCAAACAAACCAGUAAGGUUAAAAUAGGUUUUGUCGAGAACGAAAAGUUUAUGCUAAUUGACUCAGGCACUAUUAGAAACUUGGAGCUUGUUUCCAGUCUCAACGGCGAUGGUACCACGGUCUUUUCCUUCUUGAACCGAUGUACAACAAAAAUGGGACAGAGGUUGCUACGGACUUCAAUCAUUCAGCCAUUAACAAACGUCGACAGUAUAAAAUUGAGAUUGGAGUCGGUUACAGAAUUGAUCUCACAGGAGACCAUUUUGAUUAGAGUCAAGUAUGUGUUGAAAAGGUUCCCCGAUUUGGACAAACUAUUUGCCAGCUUUUUGAAUCCUGAGUCAAAUAUCAGCCAGGAGCAAAUGAUAAAUAACAUUCUUUUGCUAAAGUCAACCCUAUCCUUGUGUGGGGAGUUGCUCAAUUGUUUAGACCAUACCGAGUCGCCAUUGUUUGUUCAGGUGAGUGAGAUAUUGAAGCACGAGAAUAUUGAAACUGCGCUAUUGUUGAUUGACAAGUAUAUUGAUGAAAAUUGUCGACUGGCUACGAAAAGCAUCGAUAUUGCCCACCAAAGAGCCAAUGCAGUAAAAUCAGGUAUCAAUGGCUUACUUGAUGUCUCGCGCAGUGUUAGGGAGGCAAUUUUGGAACAAGUUACAGAAUAUGUUCAGAAGGUGUCGAUGGAGAAUAAUGUAGCCAUUGAAUACAGAUAUGAUAAAUCUAGAGGGUUUUAUUUGAAAAUAAAGGGCAUCGAAAUUGACAAUCCGGAGUUUAUUAAUAUAAUUAAACGAAAAAACGGUAUUGAAUGUACUACCAUUGACUUGUUGAAGCAGAGUUCUCGUUUGAACGAAAUCAUGGCGGAAAUCAACAACAUUAGCAGCAUUAUCAUCCUGGAUUUGUAUGAGCAAAGUUGCGAAAAUGCGCCAAUUUUUUUCAUGAUUUCCGAAGCGAUUGCUACCGUCGACUUGUUGUGCUGUUUUGCAGACUUUAUUAGUUCCCAAUCCAAGUCCUACGUUUGCCCUGAAUUUGGUAAAUAUAUCCAUGUGAGACAAUCUCGGCACCCCAUAUUUGAAAAAUUUAUCAGCGACUUUGUCCCUAACGAUUAUUCAUGCGUGCCUGAAAUAUCGAGAUUUCAAAUCAUAACGGGUGCCAACAUGAGUGGGAAAUCAGUUUAUUUGAAACAAAUUGCAUACAUUUUAAUAAUGUCACAAAUGGGUCUCUACGUGCCAGCUGAUUACGCCACAAUAAAACUCCACAAAAGCAUUCUUUCAAGGAUUUCGUCCGACACCACUGAUGUGAAUGUGUCGUCCUUCUCAAACGAAAUGACGGAUAUUUGCAGGAUUUUGAGAAAUGCAGAUCAAGACAGUUUUGUGAUUAUAGAUGAGUUGGGAAGAGGAUCGAGCCUACGGGAUGGAUUCUCUAUUUGCCUUGCUAUUCUUGAGCACCUUAUCACAACAGGAGCUUCUGUUUUUACUACAACCCAUUUUCGAGAAAUUGCUGAAAUUUUGGGAAGCAAGUCAUGUGUUUUGGCCUCUCAUAUGAAAAUGACUGAAAGCAAUGGAAAAUUGGAGUCCAAGUUCAAGUUAGAGCCUGGAAAACUUGAACUUGAAUGCUAUGGCAUAAAAUACGCUGAGUCGUCCCUAAUGUUACCGGCGGGGCUUUUAAUGGAAUCAAAAUCUAUUGCUGAAACUUUAAAAUUGCAGGUGUCAAAAUGCAACGAUUUGCAUUCCAAACUAGUGUCAAGACGCAGGAAGUUGGUUUUAGAACUUUACUUUGCAUUGAACCAAAUGCGUGUGUUGGAUUGUAGUGCAUCAUAUAAGCUAGAUCUAUUGCGAACUCUACAAGCUAAAUUUGUGGAGGAGAUCAACGAUGUGUCAAUUUGA
Molecule: messenger RNA, 2364 nt
Organism: Lodderomyces margitis
Lineage: Eukaryota; Fungi; Ascomycota; Pichiomycetes; Serinales; Debaryomycetaceae
Product: MutS family protein
Exons: 1
Coding region: 1-2364 (787 amino acids)
Biological process (GO): reciprocal meiotic recombination; mismatch repair
Cellular component (GO): nucleus
Molecular function (GO): ATP-dependent DNA damage sensor activity; ATP binding; mismatched DNA binding
Source: RefSeq, a predicted model, not a curated record